Geodia barretti is the source of this 294-nucleotide messenger RNA. The record is from the annotation of a GenBank genome assembly. NCBI's taxonomy places the organism in Eukaryota, Metazoa, Porifera, Demospongiae, Tetractinellida, Geodiidae.
AUGGAAAUAGACGAGGCCGCUGUGCUGCGAUCAGAGCUGAUAGUGGUCGAUGAUCUGGAACAGGCCAAGAUCGAAUGCGGGGACCUGAUGUGGCUGGAAGCCAGGGGCAGCUUCCGGUGGGACAUGGCCCACGAGCUGCGGGACGUCGUGGCCGGCCGGGUACCCGGCCGCAGGACGGAGGAGGGGGUGACGCUGUUCGAGUCGAUGGGCGUCGCACUGGAGGAUAUCGCCGCCGCGGAGUUGGUGUAUCGCAAGGCCAGGGAGCAGGGUAUCGGACAGGAACUACCCUUCUAG